This is a messenger RNA of Brassica rapa (field mustard), 782 nucleotides long. Its product is annotated as dirigent protein 19. NCBI's taxonomy places the organism in Eukaryota, Viridiplantae, Streptophyta, Magnoliopsida, Brassicales, Brassicaceae. The record is from RefSeq and is a predicted model, not a curated record.
AUUAAAUAAUGUCUAUGAACCCAUAAAAUUGAAAUUGUAUCAACGAAAACCCACUAAAAUCAUUCUCUCCACCAUGACCACUUUUCUCUCUUUCUUUCUUCUCUCUUCUGUAGCACUUUCCCUCGUUCUAGUUUCGGUCACAGCAGAAUCCCUCGAACAUGAUUUCUUGCGUCAUAAAAAAGAGAAGCUAACUCAUUUUAGAGUUUAUUGGCACGACAUCUUGGAUGGCAAAGAUCCAACUUCGGUCUCAAUAAUGAAUCCUUCGAAAAACUACACGGGAGCAACGGGUUUUGGCCUCACUCGGAUGAUUGAUAAUCCGUUAACGAUGGCCCCGGAAUUAAGCUCCAAAAUGGUUGGAAGGGCACAAGGGUUUUAUGCAGCCGCAUCUAAAGAAGAGGUGGGAUUGUUGAUGGCUAUGAAUUUCGCUAUUUUGGAAGGGAAGUACAAUGGAAGCACAAUUACAGUGUUUGGAAGAAACUCGGUGUUUGAUAAAGUGAGGGAAAUGCCGGUGAUCGGAGGGAGUGGACUUUUCCGAUUUGCUAGAGGUUAUGUUCAGGCAAGAACACAUGUCUUUGAUAUCAAGACAGGGAACGCCGUUGUCGAGUAUAAUUGUUAUGUUCUGCAUUAUUGAUUCUUAAUUUUUAGUCUAUAUUUUGUGUUUAUUGUACGGUUUUUCCCCUUCACAUGGUUGUGGUGGGACACAGUUAUUAGGUCACUUCAAGUGAUAUAUGAUUGUAGGUUCUUGUUUUUUUCUUCUGCCAACAACUCAUUUUAAAUAAUUC